Molecule: messenger RNA, 462 nt
Organism: Trichomonas vaginalis G3
Lineage: Eukaryota; Parabasalia; Trichomonadida; Trichomonadidae
Exons: 1
Coding region: 1-462 (153 amino acids)
Source: RefSeq, a predicted model, not a curated record
AUGAUUAAACAACAGCAACUUAAGGCGCAAAGCGCCCAGGUCCUUCAGACUAUUACAUAUGCCACAUAUGCAUAUAAUUCAAAGACGGCAGAACAAACGCAAAGGUUGAAAUAUGGAGAUUUGGAGAUAGUAUUGAAAAAUGACCAUUUCGAAUUCGUUUGCAAAGGUGGUGCAGUGAUAUCAAAUAUAAAAGAAAUUUUAUUUAUGAAUUCAAAAAUUAAAGGUAUAACGGAUGAUAUAACAUCAAUUCCACCAGAAGAACAGAGAUAUUACGCAUUAAAUGCAUUUCCUAAAGUUUUGAAGAUUGGAAGAUUUAAUUUAAAUGAGGAAUUCAUAGAAGGUUUCCUAAACGACAUAAUGAAGAAAGCAGAUAAAACUUAUGUUAACGAUGAGUUAGAGAAGAAGGCAAAUUUGGUUUAUGUUGAUGAAAAAGAUAAUGAAAUUAAAGAAAAGGUUGAAUGA